GCUGUUAAGAUCCCUCUUUCCAGGUUUUUGACCACAUUUCUAAUGUGGCGGUAACAAACUGGGAUCAUGUUUCAUUGUGCUUCGGUGGUCACUCAGGGUUUCAGGGUAUUAAAACCCACAGAAAUGAACUUAAGUUCAGGUCAAAAUAUUAAAGUUUGUAAACAUACUUCCUUUACACAUACUGGAUUUUAUCUAACUCUAACUAAGAAAGUCUUGAGGAAUAUUGGGAAUGUUAAAGUACUCAGCACGUUUCUUAUAAAAUCUGUUGUUUUCAGAAUCAUCUGUUCUUGUUCUCUAUUUGAACUUCUUUUUUUACCACAUUUAAUUCUCUCCUCCACAUUUAUUCAUUAGUUUCUUCCUCUUUUUGCUCCUCCACCUCAUUCGCAGCUUAGCAGAGCAUGUUCAGUGCUGUAGGCUACAACAGAAGCACGCGUUAGAGUCGUGAAGAUAGCUUUUGUAGAAAUCAACCUCCAAAUAUCUCUGGUAGGUGACCUCAGGCUCAUGCUGCUGCAGUCCCUUUUCUUUCAGUGGAAUCACAGAAGAACAACAUGAUGCUGCUGUGAUGUCGUGCUUCUGGUGUCUAAUGUGAUGAUUGAUGAGCCUGUGGUGCAGGAGCCUCCUCACUCUCAGUACAGCCCUUUCAUCCUGGUCUCUAACCUGCGAGCUCACCUGUACGUCGCUCUGGAGAAGAACGCCUGGCUGCAGAAGCGCAUCGAGGAGCUGGAGGAGGAACGCAACUUCCUGCGCUGCCAGCUGGACCGCUUCAUCGUCAGCAUGAGGAGUCCGGAGGUGACCGAGUGGUGUGGAGACUCCCAGCGUGGUGUGAAGGUCCAGCCUGCCAGCUCCCCCUCUCCUCCCUCCCCCAUGACCACCAGGUCUGGAAUGACCCUCAAACGCGCGCAGGGACCAGGACCUCGGACCCGCCGCAGCACCGCCAUCCCUGUCAAGCAGGAGUUUCAUCUGGAGGAGGAUAAAUACUACACCGAGGACGAGUACGUGGAGGAGGAGGAGGAAGAGGAGGAGGAGGAGGAAGAGGAGGACUCGUCGGUGGAGAAGGGGUCGAAGAAGAAGGGCAGAGGGCGAGCCAACGGAGAGCCGAGGAUGAAGAUGAGGAGGAUCUUCAGGAUCACCCACGGGAGGGAGAGACAGAGAGUUAAAGACCCAGACGGGGUUUUGAUUCGUUAUAAGAAGAUCCUGACCACCUACCAGCGGGUGAGGAGCAUGUCCCGAGCCUUCCAGAUCCACGGAGUCGACCGAAACACCAUGGCCUCCACCUCCCCCAUCGCCGAGCUGCUGCUGGUGGCUCCAGAGAAGGUGGCAGAGGUUGGGGAGUUUGAGGCGUCCAAGGAGAAGCUUUUGGAUUACGCCCGGCGGUGCUACAAGACCAUGGACGACCAGACGCACGGCAAGGUCCAGACCAUGAAGAAGACUCACAAGCUGCUGCCGAUCUCCUAUAGGUUCAGAAACUGACCAAUAGGAGGGAGGAGGAAGAGUAUUUGCUGGAUUUGACGGGAGGUUUCUACGCUAAACAUGUAGAUUUUUCUUCUUCUUUUUUUUUUUGCACUUUUUCGACUUAAAUUUUUCAUUGCCUUAAAGUAAGAAGCAGAUUAAGAUUAGAUGCCAAAUUAAAGGAUUAACUUAAUUUGAAUACACUUCAGAAUUUUUGCCAACAAGCUACUUGAUUUAUAUAAAUAUCUGUGAUUUAUUUUUUUUUUUGGUUUUGUGCAGCUGUUAGGGUUGGCAGGAUUUUUAUUUAUUUUUUGGUUACUUUUUGCUUUACCUCAGGAAUUACCUGAUGUUAUACAUUAACUAGAACACACAGUAUAUUGUGCAUUAUAAUGAGAAAUAUUUAUUUGCGUUGUUCAUUUUUGACACAGCAUUUUGUAGUUUAUAAAUUAUUAUUUUGUAAAAUAUUUACAUGUAUUAUUGAAAAAGAGUAUUUGUUCAUAAAUCUCAUGUCUAAGUUAUAUAUUGUAUUUGAGUUUUUUGACUUGUACUGUAUGGUAUUCGAAGGUUUACAAUGUCACAUCAUGCAAGAAAGUAAAUAACUUUAAAUGUA
Molecule: messenger RNA, 2059 nt
Organism: Siniperca chuatsi (mandarin fish)
Lineage: Eukaryota; Metazoa; Chordata; Actinopteri; Centrarchiformes; Sinipercidae
Gene: ccdc106b
Product: coiled-coil domain containing 106b
Exons: 6
Coding region: 589-1470 (293 amino acids)
Cellular component (GO): nucleoplasm
Source: RefSeq, a predicted model, not a curated record